AUGAGUUCAAGAGAAGAAAUGGCAAGAGCUGUUUUAGAAUAAGAAAGAGAUAUGAUUGGUGCAGCACAAAAAGCUAAAGCAUAUGACAACUCUAUUUUAUUUUUAAAGAGAAAUAUAGCUAAAGGAUAAAUAUCUCUUAAAGAAUUAAAUUCAGUAUAAUAAAAUUAAAAAGCAUACAGACCAUUAGGAAGAGCGUUUAUAUUAAGAAAUAAAGAAGAUAUAUAAACUGAACUAGAAGGGAUAAUUAAGAAUAAUGAAACCGAUAUUAAAGAUUAUGAAAAAAACAGAGCCCAUUUAAUUAAAAAAAGAGAUGAAUUAGAAAAGUUAGUUAAAGAAGGAGUUGAGAAAAUAAAAUAAAUGUAAUAAUGA
Messenger RNA from Ichthyophthirius multifiliis, 369 nucleotides. RefSeq lists its product as hypothetical. The record is from RefSeq and is a predicted model, not a curated record. Gene Ontology annotation, biological process: protein folding. Gene Ontology annotation, cellular component: prefoldin complex; cytoplasm. Gene Ontology annotation, molecular function: protein folding chaperone. NCBI's taxonomy places the organism in Eukaryota, Ciliophora, Oligohymenophorea, Hymenostomatida. The transcript has 4 exons.